Molecule: messenger RNA, 198 nt
Organism: Penicillium mononematosum
Lineage: Eukaryota; Fungi; Ascomycota; Eurotiomycetes; Eurotiales; Aspergillaceae
Exons: 2
Coding region: 1-198 (65 amino acids)
Source: RefSeq, a predicted model, not a curated record
AUGGCACGGUCUAUUCUUGCUUUCUUCUUGGUGCUCGCGGCCAUGGCCGCAUAUUGGCAUACCGACCUCAUCGAACUGGUCGGCAGUGUUGUUGUCGGAGCCAUCGUGUUGGUGGUGGGGACGUGCUAUUUUAGCAGAGAGAAGUGCAGUUUCCUACAGAAGGCAAUGCCCAAUCUACGAAUAGUGGCAGAAAACUGA